Molecule: messenger RNA, 891 nt
Organism: Triticum turgidum subsp. durum (durum wheat)
Lineage: Eukaryota; Viridiplantae; Streptophyta; Magnoliopsida; Poales; Poaceae
Source: the annotation of a GenBank genome assembly
AUGUCCAUGUUCACCUCCAGCAGCUCCGGCGUGCUGUCCCCGUCCCCGUCCCCGGAGGCGGCGGGCAGCAGCAUGAUCAGAGCGGCGCGGCAGCCCCAGCCGCAGGCGUUUGACUACUUCGUGGUCCUAGACUUCGAGGCGACGUGCGAGAAAGGCGCGCAGAUCUACCCGCAGGAGAUCAUCGAGUUCCCCUCCGUGCUCGUCGACGGCGCCACCGGCGACCUCGACCCCGCCGAGUUCCGCACCUACGUGCGCCCGCAGUACCACCCCGCGCUGACCGACUUCUGCAGGGACCUCACCGGCAUCCGGCAGGCGGACGUCGACGGCGGCGUGCCGCUGGCCGAGGCGCUCCGCCUGCACGCCGCGUGGCUGCGGGCCUCGGCGUGGGCCAGGAGCGGCGGCUGCUUCGCCGUCGUCACGUGGGGGGACUGGGAUCUCCGCACCAUGCUGGAGUCCGAGUGCCGCUUCAAAGACCUCGCCAAGCCUCCCUGCUUCAACCACUGGAUCAACCUCAAGAUCCCCUUCGCCGCGGCGAUGGGCGGCGGCCGGUGGGCUGCUCUGCGGUCGGCCGUCGAGGCGGCGGGGCUAGAGUGGGAGGGCCGCGCGCACUGCGGCCUCGACGACGCUCGUAACACGGCGCGGCUUCUCGUGGAGCUGAUGCGGCGCGGGGUGCAGCUCAGCAUCACGACCUCGCUGCGGGCCCCGUCGCCUCAGGUAACUGUAACUCCAUACGGUGGCGCCGCCGCGGCGUGCUACUGCUACUGCGGGGUGGCGGGCAGAGGUGGCGUGGUGGCGGUGCCGGGGCCGAUGCAGGGGAGAGGUUUCUACGGUUGCGGUAACUGGACGCCGUCCAUGGGAGCACACUGCUCCUACUUCACGUGGGCAGAUUAA